Molecule: messenger RNA, 2431 nt
Organism: Sodiomyces alkalinus F11
Lineage: Eukaryota; Fungi; Ascomycota; Sordariomycetes; Glomerellales; Plectosphaerellaceae
Exons: 1
Coding region: 235-2316 (693 amino acids)
Biological process (GO): positive regulation of transcription by RNA polymerase II
Cellular component (GO): nucleus
Molecular function (GO): zinc ion binding; DNA-binding transcription factor activity, RNA polymerase II-specific; transcription cis-regulatory region binding
Source: RefSeq, a predicted model, not a curated record
CUUUUCCUUAUAAUUUGUAAGAGAUUAUUUUACCCAUACUUCGUAUCAUAACGCAUUCUGUAGAGAAUUCCCCUUCUCUUGAUUUACUUAUAGGUCAUAUAAGGCCUCGUUGAUCGAGUCUGAACGAUCUUAACGACCAUCUUACACGCCAUCGCCCGGAUUUUCUUUUCUUUUCUUUUCUUUUGCUUUCAUUGUAUCGAUACUCUACACCGUACAUCACUCUCAUCCCCCACCAUGCUAGGCAAACCCCGAAGCACCCAGGGCUGCUGGACCUGUCGUCUUCGUCGCAAAAAGUGCGACGAGAUCAGGCCCAUGUGCCAGGGAUGCAGCGCCCUCGAGAUCACUUGUUACUUUGGCGAUUCCAAGCCCAAGUGGAUGGACGGUGGCCCACGUCAGAAGGAGAUGGCCACGGAGCUCAAGCGCCAGGUCAAGAUACAGGCAAACCACCGUCGGGAGCGCAAGUAUCUCCAGAACUUCGAACUUGCCGCCUCCGCCCUGGACGACUUUGAUCUCGCUUCGCAGCUCGAUGAUUCCAAUUCCGACCCCGACUAUCUCUCCGUCCCCCCGCCUUGUACCAAGACCUCCUCCCUUCACAGCGAUCCAGGCUCUGUCGGUACUAGUAGCAGCGUAUCCACCGCCGCUACCACUCACAACGGUGCAGCCGCCCCUUCGGACUCUCACUCGGCCGCCACCACCGCCGUCACCUCCAGCAUGGCCCAGAUGACCCUCCCGCCCGGUCACGAACUACAGUUCGAGAACCCCCCUGAUCUGUUCGCAGCUUGGAUCCGCCCCCACGCGGCCCGAGACGACGAGCCGCGUGACCUUGACGACGAGAACGACAGCAACCUGGUCAUGGUCUACCUCGACCACGUCUUCCCCUUCAUUUUCCCUUUCUACAAGCCUUCCCUGCUCGAAGGCGGCCGCGGCUGGCUCCUCACCCUGCUCCGCUCCCACAAGGCCGUCUACCACACGGCCCUGAGCCUCAGCUCCUACUUCUUCGGCGUCGUCCUCGAGGGGGCCGAAGGGUCCUCGGCGCCCUGCAUGGCCCGCGCCCGACAGCUCCUGCAAGAGCGCCACAGCCUCGCCCUGCAGGAGCUGCAGGCCGACAUGGCCGCCAUCAACACCAGCGGCGUCGAGGGUCGGCUGCGCGAAGCCGUCCACGUGCUGAACAGCAUCAUCCAGCUCCUCGUCUUUGACGGCGCCGUCGACCACUCCACCAACGGCGUCAUCCACGUCGACGCCGCCCUCUCCCUCUUCCGGCACAUCAUCCCGCAGCCGCACCUCUGGGCCGUCCGCGUCGACCAGAUCGGCUUCGACCGCACCAUCAUCCCGCCCGACCGCAUCCGGCCCUGGUCCCUCGAGCAGGCCGCCCUCAGGACCUUCGGCGCCUCGCUCUUCCUCAUCGACGUCCUCACCGCCACCAGCGCCGAGCGUCGGCCCCUGCUGCAGGACUGGCACGCCUCCGCCCUCGACCUCGACCAAGCCCGCGACCCGGACAUGGUGAACCGCCCCACCAUCCGCCUCGAGGAGCACUUCGGCUGCCAGUCCUGGAUCGUCCACCUCGUCGGCGAGGUGGCCAUCCUCGACGCCUGGAAGAAGGAACACCGCCGCAACGGAUCCCUGUCCACCACCGAGCUGGUCACCCGCGCCGUCGCCAUCGAGCGCAUCAUCCGCGACGGCAUCGCCUGCCUCGACGGCCGCUGUCCCCCGGAAGCCGGCUACGGCCGUCUCGGCCAGCCUUCCGCCCCGCACCCGCUGCACCCUAGUGACCCUAGUGAUCCUAGUGAUCCUAGUGAUCCUAGUGACCCUACUACUGCUGCUGCUGGCCAGCCCGGCAAGAAAGCAUCGCCGUCAUCACCGUCAUCGAGAAUGAGAUCCACCUGGCCCCACAAGAUCCACGACCGCGAGGACCGCCCUCUCGUCGUCGCCCACACCAAAGUCUGGGCCUACGCCGCGCUGGCCUACCUCAGCGUCGUCGUCUCCGGCUGGCAGCCCGCGUGCCCGGAGAUCGUGGCCAACGUGCAGGCCGCCGUCGACUUGUUGCGCGGUGGGAACCGGUGCGCCGACGGCGGCCGUCCCCUCUGCAUCCGCGCCCUGGCCUGGCCUUUCUGUGUUGUCGGGUGUCUCGCGCCGGCGUGCUACGAGGACCUGUUUCGGGCUAUUGUGUGCAACACGGACCCUCUGAGCCGCUUUGGCUCCAUUAAGACCGCCAUGAUCGUGUUGGAGACGGUUUGGGCGAGGAAGGAGGUGCUUGAUGAGAAUUGGGAUGUUGCUGCUUGUCUUCAAGUUAUGGGUAACCCCGUCAUUCUCAUCUGAUCGCAUAUCAACAAGCCUCGUCACGAUACUGUCUGAAGAUCCAUCAUCCUUUUAUUUAUUUCUUGUCCAUUUUCAUUCCAUUACACAAGGUCAACUACACACAAUGCCAACCUGG